AUGGAUAAUAAUUUAGGGAAGAAAGAGGCAGAGAAGAAAGUGAUGACGGUGUGGAGAAAUUUUCAGAGGUGGAACCCGCGCAACAAGGUGGCGCUGCAGCCGGGCCACUCGCUGAUGGACUGGAUCCGGCUGGGCGCGUCGGGGCGCGUGGACCUGACGGGCGUGGGCGGGCGGCCGCGCGACGUCUCCCCGGAGCAGCUGGCGCAGCACGCCUCGCGCGCCGACUGCUGGCUCGCGCUGCGCGGCCGCGUGUACAACGUGACGCACUACAUGGACUUCCACCCGGGCGGCGCGGAGGAGCUGCUGCGCGGGGCGGGGCGCGACGCCACCGACCUUUUCAACCAGGUGCACGCCUGGGUCAACUACGAGUCCAUCCUGCAGAAGUGCGUGGUGGGGCGGCUGCGCCGGGACAGCCAGGGCGCCAGCGACGAGCUGCGCGCCGCGCUGGCCAACAGCCGGGCGUCGCUGGGGCGAAUGCUGCCCCCGCUCGCGCCCCCCGCGCCAGACAAAGCGGCGGCGGCGGCGGCGGCGGACAAGGAGGAGGAGGAGGAGAGGAAGCAGAAAGAGGCGGUGCCCGCCGCCGCGACGCAGGCCGUCGCCGAGGUGGGCGCGCCCAGGAUGGACUGGUUCCAGCAGGUGAGCAGCAGGUUCUUCUCCGCGUGUCCUUCU
This is a messenger RNA of Gryllus bimaculatus (two-spotted cricket), 669 nucleotides long. The record is from the annotation of a GenBank genome assembly. Lineage: Eukaryota; Metazoa; Arthropoda; Insecta; Orthoptera; Gryllidae.